Molecule: messenger RNA, 639 nt
Organism: Schistocerca americana (American grasshopper)
Lineage: Eukaryota; Metazoa; Arthropoda; Insecta; Orthoptera; Acrididae
Exons: 4
Coding region: 1-639 (212 amino acids)
Source: RefSeq, a predicted model, not a curated record
AUGCCGGUGAUAAGAGGAGCCCAGCGGCCAGCGGCGGCCCGGCCGCCCCCGACGACGUCCGCCGCGCUCUGCGGGGGUGGACGGGGGUGGCGGGGCGAGGGCGGAGGCUGCUGGCCGUGGCGGUAUUGCGGUGCGAUGCGUGGCACACCCGCGCCGUCCCAGCUGCUCCGCACAGGUGACCCCUCCACGCUGGAGGGGCAGCGUCGACCUCUAGCACUUUUAAACGCGGCGCACCUGCUUGUCGGCAACCCGCGCAGCGGCGCGGCGUCUUGGCAACGCGCGACGCCCGGCGACGGCGACGGCGACGGCGACGGCAGCGCCUCCGCGCACGCCGCCCGCAAGACAAACUGCCGCGCCGGCGCCGCCGCCGCCGCAGACGCUGCCACUGCGGCCGUGGCUCCAGCACACAGCGUGCGCCGUCUCAUUUCCAAGCCACACCAUUCGCAAAGCGCCGAGAAAUAUGGAAGGCGUCUGCGACUCGAAUGGACGAUCAGCAGCGGGGACCCCGCGCUCGGCCGUCUGCCGUUUGCCGCCUGUCGCGCCCUGGCUGAGGCGCGUGGUGGCGGGGGUGUGGGCGGAGGGGUGGCUCGCUGGAGCAUCGGCGGGAAAGAGGUGUGCGUCAAAGCGCCGGGGCGCUGA